ACUGCCUCCGCAAGAAGAAAGGCCACACUGCUCAGUGCGUCUGCUUGGUUGAUCACUCAGGCAACCGUACUAUGCGUCCCUCUCUCUCCAAUGCUGUCAAAGUUCAGGCACACGAACUCGUUCGAGAGGACUUCAAGGGUUCCAAGUGGCUGGUUUUGAGGUAUGCAAUUCUCAAUUUGGAAGUUAUUCAAGCAGCAAUCUCUUUGGCCAAACAGGAAGGUCUUCUUGUUUCUUUGGAUUUGGCCAGUUUUGAGAUGGUGAGGAAAUUUAAGCCACCACUUAUGAAGUUAUUGGAGUCUGGCAAUAUAGACCUCUGUUUUGCCAAUGAGGAUGAAGCAACGGAACUUCUAAGGGAUGAGCAUAAUGCCGAUCCAGUUGCUGCUGUAGAAUUUCUAGCUAAGUAUUGCAAAUGGGCUGUGGUAACUUUGGGCCAUAAUGGAUGCAUUGCUAAACAUGGCAAGGAGAUGGUACGGGUCCCGGCCAUAGGAGAAGCAAAAGCAAUAGAUGCUACUGGAGCAGGGGACCUUUUUGCUAGUGGAUUUUUGUAUGGAAUGGUGAAGGGUUUGUCCCUUGAAGAAUGUUGCAAAAUAGGUGCAUGUAGUGGCGGAUCUGUUACCCGCUCUCUUGGUGGUGAGGUGACAUUAGAGAAUCGGCAAUGGCUGUACAAGCAGAUGAAGAUAAGAGAUCUUCACAUGCCUGAUGGCAUAUGCGAAUGAACAGCGGCAGUGAAGUGAAAUAAACUUCAGGCGCCCGUUUCUUCUUGCAUAAUUUUUGUUCACUUUUCUCCCUCAAAAUUUUGUUCUUAUUCGGUUGGCAAAUGCAUGGCCAUAUACGACAACUUUACUAUAUAUAGUUCGAAUGCUUGAUAAUCUAGCUGGGUUAGCACUUAGCAGGUAAUGUUAACGGAAACAAAAUUUGAUGACACUAUGAACUGUCAUUCUAGCUUUAUAUGAUUCUCUCUACUUUUUUUUU
Arachis ipaensis is the source of this 972-nucleotide messenger RNA. Lineage: Eukaryota; Viridiplantae; Streptophyta; Magnoliopsida; Fabales; Fabaceae. The record is from RefSeq and is a predicted model, not a curated record.